AUGUCCAAGGCUGCAACAGAUAUCGCACGACGCCCGGUGAUCUCUCAUCGCCGGGCUGCUAGUUGUUACGAGCAUAUGCGUGUCCGUUCAUUGUAUGAUGCUUAUGAUCAGCUAUGGACAGAGGGCAGGUCAGAGCCGUCAACAACAAAGCAUUGUCAGGAAAACUACCAGCUGCCCUCCAAACCGCUGAAAGCACCCCAAGUUACGGAUGUGCCCUGCCCCCGCACCUUGCUUCGGAACUCACGUGGUGACAAUCUUCAGCUUACUGAAGAGAUGAUGUCGGCCUACAACAUCCUGCGCGGACCUCAGCCUGUCAGUCGCAAAGAUCCUCUGCUGAACCAGAUGCAGGCAGAUGUGGGAUUGUUCUCAUUAAACGGAUCCGAAGUUUCAUCUGGCAGUGGCUCCACGCUUGCUUCAUCAUCAGGAUUCUCUAGAUUUAUGCAUAACGUCAGCUCUCCAUUUCACACUACCAUCAUCACUCCCCCCGACGAUGCUGAUGAUCUCUACUCCAACUUAUCUGACCGCACCAUAACCUGCAACAUCCGCCGCUCUCCCGAGAAGAGAGCUGUGCUACACCAGCCAUUCAUCGAGACAAAAGGUCACGAGAUGAAGGCAGAAGUCGUCAAAGACCCAUGGAAGUGCGGCCCUAUUGAUACAUCUAGAUACAAGCUCCCUCCUGCUGCAAGCGAGUACGAAGCCCGGAACGAUACAGACUGCAAGGUUGAUCUGCCUCCGUCGAUGAUCUCUCCGGAAACCUUUCUAGCAUGGUCCGAAGGGGCACAGCUCUGGGACACAGACAUCUUGCACCGAGAAUCGCGUUCUAGAGAGCCAGAUAAGCCCGUUCGUAUGCGGCCCUCAACGCCCCCUCAGUCGCCAGAGAGGGACGGUGACAACGAUGGCACAGUUCCCAGGUCUUUCCAUGAAUACGAAGAGCAAUACGACCAGGAAGAUGGCGACCGUAUGUCUCCACACUACAAGGUUCCCUUGAAUCCGUCAAUACUCUGGGAGUCUCGCCCUGUAACGCCGGAGAUGAUGUACCACUAUUUUCCUCAUGGCGAGUUUGAUCGCAUGGAUCCAGCAGCUGGACAGGCUUGUCGAGAUGCCAGUCUUGGUUUUAUUCCGGAUUUUGGAGUAGAAGGUGUCUUGCCCAUAGAUGGCGAGAUGUUCUCCGAGUACGAAAUCGAUCAAGUCCUCAACACCCACCGUGGGCCCAUCUUUGACGACAUAACUGCUGCCAAGUACAAGGAGGCCAUCAGCACUUUAGAAGAGCACCUCGCCUUCUCGGAGCAGCAAGAAACCGAGCUGGAGCAGCAAAACGAAGUUCAGCGACAGCUUCUCCGAUCCCUCGAGGUCGACCUCGCGUCUUUGCAGCCCACAUCGAGCGGAGGCGGCAGUGGCAGCGGCAGUCCGGCCGCCAGCGAGACCGAAACCUGCUACUCGCCAGUCUCGGCGCAGAGGCGAGCACGGAUCCUGCAGCACAUGGCCACCCGUCUGCGCGAGAACAUGUGGCAGCACCACUGCCGUCGCGAAGCUAUUGCCGCCGCCCGCCGCGAGAACGCGUUGCUGCGCUUGCAAGUAGGGCAAGCCAGGGAGCGGCUGCGGGCUGCCUCUGCUCAGAAGAGUGCUCUCUGGGCUGAUCAAGUCCAGCGGCGCGCUCCAACGCCUGCUCGGCAAGAUUCGCAAUAG
This is a messenger RNA of Pyricularia grisea, 1686 nucleotides long. RefSeq lists its product as uncharacterized. The transcript is spliced from 6 exons. The record is from RefSeq and is a predicted model, not a curated record. NCBI's taxonomy places the organism in Eukaryota, Fungi, Ascomycota, Sordariomycetes, Magnaporthales, Pyriculariaceae. The coding region runs from base 1 to 1686 and encodes 561 amino acids.